Molecule: messenger RNA, 3105 nt
Organism: Alternaria ventricosa
Lineage: Eukaryota; Fungi; Ascomycota; Dothideomycetes; Pleosporales; Pleosporaceae
Gene: NUT1
Product: mediator complex subunit
Exons: 7
Coding region: 1-3105 (1034 amino acids)
Biological process (GO): regulation of transcription by RNA polymerase II
Cellular component (GO): mediator complex
Molecular function (GO): transcription coregulator activity
Source: RefSeq, a predicted model, not a curated record
AUGGAGUCCAUGGUCAAGGAAUGGACGACUUUCUUGGACAGGUGCCUCGAGCGCCGCGUCCAACCUGACCUGUUCGCUGCAGCCGUCGCGCAGCUGCACGCGAAGUCUCCACUGCCUGGCCGGAAGCUUGCUGCUCUGGUCCUUCGACCACGCGUUGCAGGAUCCAACAGCGUCGACCCGCGCUCGAUAGUCUUCCUCGAGCAGUUACUAGCGCUUAAGAAGGUGGAUGCUUCUGAUGUUCUAACGCUGACGUUCUUGUACUCCAAGGACCGCCUUCCGGUCAAGACAGGCGACGAGAAACCUACCAAGGAGCCGCAAUGGGACAAUCCACCAGAACUCGAGGAAAUCGUCUUCCACCGCCUGCACAAGGCUUUUGCUGCCGAGGAACGGCCUAUCAACAAUACCGAAGGCUUGCGCACGCUUAUUGUUGUAACAAGAUGGAUGCAGGCGAUGAUCACUUCGCAUACCAGUGAUAGUAUGAUUCAGGCCAUGGCUGGUAUCCAACAGCCACAACAACACUCUAUCAACGUCCGGGAAGGACUUGCGAUGCUUGUGAUUGGCAUAAUAGAAAACUCAAGAAUUCUGCGGAUACUGAAUAAUCCCAAGGGGAAAGAUGUGCGCAAACAUUUUGUCCAGUCAUUCUCUUCAUUCAUCCCAUUUCUAUCCAACAACUCGGGCGGAUCGCAUCAGUCGUUGCAACUAGCUGAAAGACUUGAGCUCUCGCAAAAACGACACGACUUUUAUGAGAAGCUUCCCAAUAUGAACGGAGAGGGAAAUGGGAACGCCGGUCUCGAAGUCGCUGCACUUCAGCUCGAUGCCGUGAUGGAGCUUCCACAAGUGAAUACACGAGCCGGUCUCUACGUAUUUUUGAAUGCCUUGCUUGUCGCGCGGCCUCUUACUGAUGAUUUCAUCAUUAUCAAUUAUCUCCAUUCGCGAUACAAGCUGGAAGCACAAAACAUGGCCACGGACUUGAUUACUGCCGCUUUCGAUGUCCUUGCCAACGCCAUGUAUCGCAGUGAACCAACGCAGACGAUGUUUCCCCUGAAAUCGUUCCUGAUCAACAAAGUACCUUUACUCCUCGUACAAAUCUCCGGGUCGAUAUUCCCGAUGACAACAGAAAUGUGCGUCACCCAAGCACUCAGUCAUGUGGAUCCCCAUGCUUUCCCGUCUUUCUCGCAGGGGUUCGACGAUAUCAUGGGAAGUAACAACUCGCUCUCUGAUGUCAAGCAAGACUUCCUUAACGCUUGCGCGCUCCAUGGGCUCAUCCCAGCCGGUGCUGUAGAGCGGUUGCUUGGUGAAGCUCCUAUGCAAGGUCCUCCAUCGAAGAGAUACGAGAGGAAGGAAUUACUAAGCCAGUGCAAGUCGAACUUCGACAAAGUCAGCACAUACAUUGACGAGCUUGAGAGCCUGGACGGAAAUGCCGGGGCCAUCGUCGCUGCUGUCACAGAUCAACUGUCCUCGUUGAUAUUCAGGAAACCGCAAGCGAUGGAUGUCAUGCUUCAAUUCACUUCGCCGGCAAGCAUCCUGCGACCACUAUGCCAAUUCCUCGAUGAGUGGCACUACGACAGCGAUCAAGGUGAAUACCAACCGGUCUACGACGAGUUCGGCGCAAUACUUGUCCUCGUUAUGGCCUUUGUAUAUCGCUAUGAUCUUACAUAUCACGACAUUGGCAUCCAGCAUAAUACAUUUAUCGCCAAGCUCAUGAAACGCGGUCACCAUAGCAUGCUCCCCCAUGAGUUGAGCGAAGAACAGGGCAAGCAUCUCGGCAACUGGCUCAAAGGGCUCUAUGAUGCCGACAAGGAAGGGCUAAGCAAUGAGGUGUUUGCAUCCUGUCGGCCACAGGAUUUCUAUCUUAUAGUUCCGACACUUUUCAGGCAGACUGUCGUGGCAUGCUCGACAGGCGUACUGUCAUUUGAGUCGGUCAAAGGUGGCUUGGAAUAUCUCGGAGAGACUUUCCUAUUGCCAUCUUUGAUUGAAGGUCUCACGUGGAUGGCCUCCUACGCGCUUCUUCAAACACACAAGGACCUCGACUCAAUGAUACGCAUUUUCAAUGAAAUCAUACUGACUACUCCUUCUUCUGGCGACGCACAAACUAUGCACUCGACUAUAAUAGCGAUGGUGGCUAGUCGCCUGGAGAAAUGCUUCCGUACGCUACAGCGGCGCGAGCCAAAUCGCACGACACUUGAGCCUUUCAUCCAGGCGAUCAAAGUGCAUGCGCACUACGAACGUUCCAUAUACGCUAGCUUAAAGGAAGUGGACCAGUGGACGAAUGCGCCGAACAGCACUCUGAACACGUCUCUACGGCAUACAAUACAACAACUAUGUCAAUGGGCUUCGACUUCGUCGUUACAGCCGAACCCACCUGGCUACACACAUCGCCAAAUCUACGCAUCGCUCAAGAUGCUUGGUGCCACCAGAACGCUACGCGCAAUCAUAGAUGAGGUAAAAGCGCAGACCGAUGCUGGCAACGGAGCCGCCGCGCUUGACAUCGGCGUGUCCAUCAUCUGCGCCCCGACCGUUGAGGACAGUCCCAUCACAAUAGACUGGGUGGGAAGCUCGAUACCAGCGCCGCCUCAACAACGAACCCGAAUGAAUCUCCGCGAGAUGCUCAAGCAGGAAUUCGAGAACGCAGCCAAUCUGGUCGCGACAGAUCCUCUGACUGCAGAGACGAUAGUGCGUCUACACCGCCGAGUAGAAGCGCACUUUGCCUCCCUCAGCGAAGCCGGCCUCCAGGCACCACCCAUCAACAUACCGAGUGUCAACAUCGGGGAUAUGCAAUCGCAAACUAUAUCCGAUGAUCUGAACCGAGCCAUCGACGAUGCAGCAGCCGCGACGGUGGUAGACGACAUUUCCAAUAUGGAUAACAAAGCGCUGCAACGCAGUAUGGACGAACUCACUGGUGCCGAAGGCUUGGACCUGUCAAACAUCGGCAUGGGCAAUGGCGAUACAGGCGCAGGCGAUAUGAGCACAGAUCUAGGUAGCUUACCUGGUAUGGAUCUGGGUGACAUGGGUAGUAUGGGCAUGGAUAUGGAUAUGGACAUGAAUAUGGAUAUGGGCGGUGGCGGAGGAGAUGACGACUGGGGCUUGGAUUUCGAUAACAUGUAG